AUGAAAAAGUCCACGGGAAACAACAUCAAUAUCACAGAAUUUGUCCUCCUGGGCCUCACUCAGGAUCCUGCAGGGCAAAAAGCAUUAUUUGUCAUGUUCUUACUCAUGUACAUUGUGACAAUGCUGGGCAACACACUCAUUGUGGUGACAGUCAUUGUCACCCCCUCCUUGGGAUCUCCAAUGUACUUCUUCCUUGCCUGCCUGUCACUCAUGGAUGCCGUGUAUUCUACUACCAUAUCACCUAAGCUGAUUAUGGACUUGCUAUGUGAUAAGAAGACUAUCUCUUUCACAGCUUGCAUGGCUCAGCUCUUUGUGGGACACUUAUUUGGUGGUGCUGAGGUCUUCCUUCUGGUGGUGAUGGCCUAUGAUCGCUAUGUGGCUAUCUGUAAGCCACUGCACUAUUUGACCAUCAUGAAUCGACAGGUUUGCAUUCUUCUCUUGUUGGUGGCUUGGGCUGGAGGCUUUGCACAUUCUGUGGUUCAAUUUCUUUUUGUUUACAACCUUCCAUUCUGUGGCCCCAACGUUAUUGAUCACUUCAUGUGUGACAUGUACCCAUUAUUGGUACUUGUAUGCACAGACACAUAUUUAAUUGGGAUCACUGUCGUUGCCAAUGGUGGAGUUAUCUGUAUGGUGGUAUUUUUCCUUCUCAUAAUUUCUUAUGGAAUCAUUCUAAACUCUCUCAAGGCUCAUAGUCAAGAAGGGAGGCACAAAGCCCUGUCCACCUGCAUCUCCCACAUCACAGUGGUUGUUCUCUUUUUUGUUCCCUGUAUUUUCAUGUAUGUUAGACCUGUUUCCAACUUUCCUAUUGAUAAAUCCAUUACUGUUUUUUAUACAGUUAUCACUCCCAUUUUGAAUCCUUUAAUCUAUGCCUUGAGAAAUUCAGAAAUGAAAAAGUCUAUGGAAGUUCUACUGUGCAAACUAUUACCUACAGUUAGAAUAAAAAUGUCUUCUUGCUGA
Molecule: messenger RNA, 957 nt
Organism: Nannospalax galili (Upper Galilee mountains blind mole rat)
Lineage: Eukaryota; Metazoa; Chordata; Mammalia; Rodentia; Spalacidae
Product: olfactory receptor 4A5-like
Exons: 1
Coding region: 1-957 (318 amino acids)
Biological process (GO): G protein-coupled receptor signaling pathway
Cellular component (GO): membrane
Molecular function (GO): G protein-coupled receptor activity; olfactory receptor activity
Source: RefSeq, a predicted model, not a curated record